Molecule: messenger RNA, 1412 nt
Organism: Anneissia japonica
Lineage: Eukaryota; Metazoa; Echinodermata; Crinoidea; Comatulida; Comatulidae
Product: zinc finger CCHC domain-containing protein 24-like
Exons: 3
Coding region: 92-376 (94 amino acids)
Source: RefSeq, a predicted model, not a curated record
AUAUAAAUACGUAAUAAUUAUAAGUUGUGGCAUAGAUACACAAAACUCGGUGUACAACAUUAUAUAGCUGAAGAUAACCAAGCAAGCAAAUAUGUCUCAGGGCAAGGGUUUAACUCCAUAUCAAGGCAAGAAGCGUGUGUUUGGUGAAUUUCGUUGCCCAAAAUGCAAUCGUAUGUGGAUGAGUGGAAAUAGUUGGGCUGAUUUUGGCCAGGAAUGUCAGACUUGCAAGGUUAAUGUCUACCCUUACUCACAGAGGCCGCUAAAAUUUAGUGGAGAAGAGGAGGGAAAUAUGGAUCAGCCACACCCAUCACAUUUGUGCGAGAAAUGCAAGAAGCAAGGAAAUUGCAGAGGCGGUUAUGGUGGCAGACGAUACUAACCAAUAAAACUGCAACAAGAGUGAAUAAUAACCAACCACAAUGCAAGAGAACCAACUUCAAUGAACAUUAAGAUGUAUUUUAUCAUUAUAUGAGAAUAUCAUAACUCAAUUAGCAUCAUAUGAAGAUUAUUAUCCAGACAUUAUAAUAUAAUUUGAUAUUAUUUGACUUUUUUAAGAAUGAAAAUUUAAUAUGCUGUGAAUCUAAAUAAUGUUUAGCAAUAUUUUAUACUUGCUAUAAUAGACCUAUGAUUAUUUAGUAAGUUUGAUGCAUGUUAGCAAUAUUUGUAAAGGGGAAGGGUGUGUCUAGACGACCACUCUAAAAGUGAGGGUGUGUCCAGACGACCACUCUAAAAGUCAACAAAAGAUAGACUCUCUUCACAAUUCUUUAAUGCACAUCUUGUAGUGGACCAGAAAAUCCUGUUGUCCAUACCCAAGUACUGUCUAAUUAUUGAAAUCAACAGAAAAAUGACCAAAUUCUCACAUCCUACAUAUUAUUAGUUCAAAUGUUUCAUUAUUGUUACUGAUUAUACCAAAUGCUAAUACUUUAGAAUUUAUAGCAGAUUCAUUGCUGAUUGUAAAAAAGGUUGUUACAGGUGCAAUCAAGGUUUAAGUGUAAUUUUUUUUUUUUUUUUUAACCUUGAUUGAUUAUUCUUCAUUUAAUUAUGCUACACAACAACAGUGGUGUAUUUACAUGGGGUCUGGUUGUAGGGGCACAAAGAGAAAGUGAGAGGGUGAUUGGUUUUCAUUGGGAUGCCAAAGGGUGGGGGAAGCUUUUGGACAGAAAGGAUCAUGUACCCCCACAAUCUAUUAGAUAUACUGAUGCAGUGGAAGGAUAAUUAUAUGAUUAUAAUAUUUAUAAAGUAUUUUGUGAAUAGACAAAGUGACUAAAAUAUGCUUAUAAUAUGCAAUUUAAAGGUAAACAUAUAUGUGUAUAUAUAUCUUGAGAGAAUAGAAUAAAUUAUUUAAGCUAGUAAAAUUAGUUCUUGAUUAUUUCAUUUAUGUUAUUUAUUUAACAACACAUGCACCAAGGAUUGUC